UGGGGGAGAGGUAACCUGCACCUGCACAUGGAGGAAGUCUCUCCGGCUCUCGGUUUCUUUCCCGUCCGCCGCUAAUAGGAUAAUUGAUAGAGGAGUUGAGUCAAUAAGAGGCCGUGGGAGUCUCUGAGGGGAAACUCUGAUGCUGCAGCAACUCUCCGCGGCACUCUGAGCGCCGGAGAUAGACUCUGAGAGGAAGAGGGAGUUUUCAAAUCAAAACACUUUCCUCCCGUCAGAGAACUCGCGUUUCACAGACAUGGAUCGCAGGGCGGUGUGUGCUGGAUGCCACCGUCCGAUCACAGACAGGUUCCUGCUCAGAGUCGGCGGCGGCCUUUGGCAUGAGGAGUGCGUGCGGUGCGCGGCGUGCGGGGACGCGCUCGGGAACUCCUGCUUUCUGCGGGGCCGCAAACUUUACUGCAAAAAGGACUAUUCUGACCUGUUUGGAGUGCGAUGCGGGGGUUGCUCAGAGGCUGUUUCUCCUUCAGAGCUGGUGAUGCGUGCAGGGCCAGCUGUGUUUCACCUGCGCUGCUUCACCUGCAGCGUUUGUUCAUGCCACCUGCAGACCGGAGACCGCUGCGUCCUCAGGGAGGGACAGCUUCUGUGUGCCAGAGAGGACUACCAUCAGUGUGUGUCCAGUCCAAUGUCCUCAGAUACAGGGAAAAGCGAGGAUGAUGGAGGGGGCGAGUCUGUGAGAGUUACAGACAGACGAGGCAGAGCAGAUAAUCAGGACAGCAAACGGCCCAAAAGGCCUCGCACUAUUCUGACGACUCAGCAAAGACGCACCUUUAAGACGUCCUUUGAAGUCUCCUCAAAGCCAUGCAGAAAGGUGAGGGAGACCUUGGCAGCAGAGACCGGCUUGAGCGUGCGAGUUGUACAGGUCUGGUUUCAGAACCAGAGAGCCAAAAUGAAGAAGCUGGCCAGGAGACAACAGCAGCAGGAGCAGCAGCAGCAGCAGCAGCAGACUCCGGAUCACCAUGGACUCCCGUCACAUGACGCAGCGCCCUCCUGUGGUAAUUUGAUCGGUGAGAUGAAGCACCUGGGACCCUCUUUUGCCCACAUUCAGCAGCAGCAGAUGGGACUGACCUCACUGGAGCAGCAGGACUGGGACACGGAUCCCUUCAGACAGGGCCUGACCCCCCCUCAGAUGCCAGGAGACCACAUGCAUCCAUACGGGUUUAAGAGCUCGUAUGGAGACAUCAGCAGUGACCCUCUGUGUCAUGUGGCUGACAGUGACUGCCUCUCUCUAGAUGACUCGUCCCCACUCACUCCCAUCGACUGUCUAUACUCCAUGCAGGACUCAUACUUCACCUCCUAAGGGUGGAGAUCACCUUCAGGGUGGAGUGCUCACCCUGGAAACAUCUGCUGACUCCUAAAGUCUUGUUGAGAAAAUGUGUAAAAAAUACCAGAAAUCGCCUCAGUUAAAACCUCCUGUGAUGCUUUGUACAGUACAAGCUCUAAAAAGUGGAUAAACCUCAUGCAUGAAUUUGUUUUUUUAUGUUUAAACAUUAAAUAAUGAGAACUUCAUGUAUUCAUGUAAAUAUUUGCCUGGCGUUGUAUUUAUUUUCACAUUAUGUGUGUAUGUUUUUCAUCUUGAAUGAUUCAAAAGGGAGACAAAAAUAAACAAGUAAACAAGAACAAUGAUCAUUUCCAAGCAAGUUUGUAUUUUUUGUUGAGGGUGAGAUGCAGGUCAGUCCAUCCUGAGCACUUAUCGACCCCAUCUGGAUGAUGGGUCAGUGGAGCAUCUUCUCCUGGUUGUUCCAAUGUUAAAAACCUGGACUCUGACAGAUGUAUGGGUCAGUGGCAGGUAAGCAUCAUAUCCAGGCUGCCUUCAUCAACGCUCACAUUGUGCUUCUUGCAUUUUUCUGCCUUCCUUCAGUCAAAGAAGACUGUAAGGGGGGAGAGAUGGGUUGGGAGACCACCCAAGCACUGUGCUCAGUUGGAAUGCACCAGUCCUGGGAUGGGAGACGCUCCAGACAACGAAGGGGCUGAAAGCUGUGUCAGGAGAGAAUGCUCAGGGUGAGACGAUGAAAUGAAGCCCCACUGUAAGGAGUGCCUUCUUGCCCUCACCGUGAACCCUCUUCUGGACUGAUCUCAUGUUUCCCACUAUGAAAUCAGACCUCGCAGAGUAGAGAGCGCAAGUCCAGUGGUCAGGAACAAUUUAACUGUCUGUCACCACAGUGCUCUAGUGCCAACCAAAAGCAAAGAAGUGUGCAGUAGAGAAUAUCACCAUG
Nothobranchius furzeri (turquoise killifish) is the source of this 2228-nucleotide messenger RNA. It is a transcript of the gene lmx1a, whose product is annotated as LIM homeobox transcription factor 1, alpha. Gene Ontology annotation, biological process: regulation of transcription by RNA polymerase II; neuron differentiation. Gene Ontology annotation, molecular function: RNA polymerase II transcription regulatory region sequence-specific DNA binding; DNA-binding transcription factor activity, RNA polymerase II-specific. Gene Ontology annotation, cellular component: nucleus. The record is from RefSeq and is a predicted model, not a curated record. NCBI's taxonomy places the organism in Eukaryota, Metazoa, Chordata, Actinopteri, Cyprinodontiformes, Nothobranchiidae.